CAGACAGUUAAAUCGGGCUUUCAGCAAACUACGCCCACAGAACGGCUUAGCAAAAGGCGUCUAUCCGUCUUUCCAAAGCGUCCGACUCUUGUGGUCAACGAAGAAUAUAUGAGUGAGCGAACACGCGUCCUUCAGGAAUAUCUUCAAUCCAUUGUAAAUGUUAAGCAGCUUCGAUACCUUGAAGGCGUUUUGAUUAUAUUCCCAUGCUGUAGAUGGCUAGUCCUGAAGGACUCGUACAUGGUAAUGCUGAAGCCAAGCAAAUUGGAGCAACAAAAAGCGCUGCCUUCGUCUCGGCAAAGAGCCGGCAGUGUGGCAAGCCAGAUGACCCUGCAGACAGUGGUGGGCGAGCGCAACCCAGAGGACGCGCACCUAUCGCACCACAAUCCGAGAGCAGCGCACCGCUGGCACCAUCGCAGUCGACGGUGGCGCUACUGCAAAGUCAUCCUCAUGGACCAGUUCUUUAACUUCUCCACCCAUCACUCCGGUGUCGGACCCGUCCUGCACAUCGGCAAUAUGCACAUUGACGUGAAUUUUCGGACAUUUCAUGGGUCCAGUGUCGGUGAGUGGAUGGACAAAAUCACCAAGGUCAUCAGCGAACCUAGUGCGCUGGGUUAUGUCCAGACGAAUCCAAACAAAUCCUUCGCCCCGGUACGCAAAGAUGGCAAAUUCCUUCUGUUCCCUGAAACACAUCCUCCCCUGUGGGCACAGAUGCGUCUGCACGUAUUGUCAACACUCGCUCUACGCCCUGCAAAGCUUUACACAAACAAAACAGUGCCCCUCGUGGCGCCUGCCCACACCGCAAACCCUCGCAAUUUGUCUCGGGCGGCCCUGCAAGCUCUAAAAGGCUUCCUUCAGAUCCGCCAAGUUUGCAUAGACGGUGCCUCCUACAUGGACGCUGUCGCAGAUGGCAUCAACCAGGCUCAGCACGAAAUCUUCAUCACUGACUGGUGGCUUUCCCCAGAGAUCUUUCUAAAGAGACCCGGCGGUGCAGACAAGUGGAGGCUGGAUCUCCUGCUCAAGAGAAAGGCCGAAGCUGGUGUGCGUAUUUGCAUCCUCAUCUACAGAGAACUCUCAGUAGCUCUGAAAAUUAACAGCAAACACACAUCCAGAUGGUUGUCUAGUCUUCAUCCAAACAUCCACGUAAUACUUCUUUGGUCUCAUCAUGAGAAGAUGGUGGUCAUUGAUCAGUCGAUUGCCUUCAUGGGAGGAAUUGACCUUUGUUAUGGGCGUUGGGAUAGACAGGACCACCCCCUGAUCGACCUGGACAAGUCUGAACCCUACAGCAGGGGCGCCAGUCGGAGACAGGUUCAGUUAGAGGAUGCAGCAAAAUCAAUUUUCGUCGCCCUGAUGCCUAUAACUAAAAGCUUGCCCGACUUGAAUGCCCAAAGGGUGACAGACUCCCACAACCAGCCCUUAGAACGCAGGGACUCCCUUAGCGUUAUCUUUACCGACGCACCUCAAGAAGAAAUCGAUCGCGACCGAAGGGCUCGGACAGGUGGCUCACCGACUCCUCCCCUUCCGGACACUUCGUCUCCUCUCGCUGGAGCGCGGCUAAACUUCCAGUCACUUGCGAGUGCGGCGAAAGCAGCUGUCGCUUGGAAAAAGCAGACCAGCCAAACGGACGACAUUGAGCAGCCUGGUUUCAAAGUUAUGCCUGACGGUCAGAUGGCCUUCCGCUCGUCGGUGCGCACGCGCAGAAGUGCCCGGCGCAACCGACAGCAUCUUGCGCGUGAAGCGCCUGCAAAACCCGAGGGCGUCAGCGGCAGAUGUGUUGAGAAAGACGAGAAUUUCGAACCUACUAUGGACAUCCAAAUCCCAGGGAUCGGACGUCUUCAGGUCCCCAUCGAUGCACCACAGGCUCCACAGGGUGUCGCCUCCAGUCACGAUCGCCGCGGCUCGAAGAAGCACACGCGCCACCUGUCUUCAGGAGGGGUGAAACGAAAGUCCAGUUAUGGGCGAAGGCGGACACUCAGCCAAUCCGUGAUGAACGAAAGAAGAGUGCGGUCACCUGGUCUCCGUCAAACAAACUUUGCUUCUCCUCCAAUCGUCAUAUCUAGUCCCGGGGAAGAUGACUCCAGUUCUACGGCAGAUAAACCCAGGAGGCCCCGCUUCUCCACAGUUGAUGUAAGACUACUAGCCUUUAAAUUUGGCAAUCGGAUCCAAGGCUUUUUUGCACGUGUUGGUUCGCAAAGGAAACGGUCACCAGUGCCCAGGGUGUCCGAAUCAGACUCUGACGACUCUGACGAUCUUGAAUAUGACAACCUCGGUUUUUAUGCGCGACGUCAAAGCAAGGCUCCGUUCGGGAAGUUACGAAGAGGACUUAGCACCGUGAUCCAACCCGAAAUAGGGGAUGAGCCUGGUGAUGUGGGAGGAGAGGAAUCCACUCUUGCUUCGCUUUCUCGUCGUUACCUUUUUGUGGGCAAAGAUUAUGGCAACUGGCUUAUUAAAGACGCCUGUGAACUCCACCUACCGGAAGAAGGUAAACGUUGCAUAAAAACUUCAACGCGACAAAUAGGGACCGGAGUUUUUCGUGUUUUGGUUUGGAAACCACGCAACUGCAGAGGUGGGCAACAAGUUAAGCCCGUGCGGUCUCAAUAUAUCACCCCCAACGGGCCCGAUCGACGAAAGGUUCGCAAGGGCAUCGUCACUGAGAAUCAUUCAACUGUACCGAAGUUCAGCUUUUGCGUUGAUGCUGCUUUAGACAUGAUUGACCGCACAACGAUACCGCGUAUGCCUUGGCACGACGUCGGCUGUGCGGUUUCCGGGUCGAUUGCAUCUGAUUUCGCUCGGCACUUUAUUCAACGCUGGAACGCCACCAGGGUAAGUUGGAGAUGCCAGCCAAUGCGGACAUUCGAGUUGUACGCUUUUGCACUCUCGAAGAAAUGGUUAGACUGCAUACAGGUGCGAAAAGUGAAGAGGCGACGGAAACGCGGCAAUGGCACACUUCCGAUCCCCCCAAUGCUGCUGCCAUGUCCUCCUUGUGAGCCCUGGACCCGCCUGAACCUCUCAACGGUGUGCGGCAAACGCCGGGCGCACCCCGUCCAGAUGCAGGCCCUGCGUUCGGCCGGGCGCUGGGCUCUAGUCGCCAGCGCCGGCAACAACGGCCUCAACUCUACAAAGGACACUGCGGCAAUUCCAAACAACCUGGACAUUACGCCCGAGUACACUGAACGCUCAAUCCUCAAUGCUUAUAUUGAGGCCAUUCGUAAUUCAAAACACUACGUGUACAUUGAGAAUCAGUUCUUUAUUAGCUGGCUCGAUGAGACCACGAUGGGCCAUGACAUGCAGUCGAGCUCAAACAGCAAUAUCGCUGGGAGUGAGACGGAGCUUCUUCCUGGUGUGGUUCAGAAUACGAUCACACAGGCCCUGUUUGAACGAAUUGUUCAAGCACACAGGGAAAGGAAGCCUUAUCGUGUUUACAUAAUUCUUCCUCUUCUACCUGGAUUCGCGGGUGACCCGGGUUCCAGGCAGACUGGGAUAUCCAUCCAUUGUGUGCUGCAUUACAUCCGCGAGAGCCUGUUCCGUGGACCGACAGCCCUCAUUCCUCGCCUAAAUCUCAUUAUGGAGAGACCGUGGGACUACGUUAGUGUCUGUGGUCUCAGAAAAUAUGAAACUUGGCCUGAUGGCCUCCUGCUUGGUAACGAAAGCGAAAUCCUUAUUAAUGACCCCUGCAUUCCCAAUGUUGUAAUUUCAUCCCCAUCACCUCGCGUCCCACCACCAGCGAAACAACUUCUGUUGGAUUUGGCGACUUCGGCCCCUACCACCAACUGGCUUCCCUCCUUCCCUCACCCUCUUCUCCCUGACCCCUUUGCUGCCCCGCACAGUCUUUUUGCUAAUAUGCACCCAAAGCAGUCUACGACAGAGUUCAUCUACGUUCACUGCAAGCUGAUGAUAGUCGAUGACCGGAAGCUGAUUAUUGGCUCAGCUAAUAUAAAUGACCGAAGCAUGCUUGGUUAUCGAGACAGCGAACUGGCCCUGGUGGCAGAGGACACAGAGGAGGUUGGGACUCUCAAAGAGGCCGUGUUCGCCAAGAAAAAAGUCAUGAUUGGCGAAGUUGCCCGUCGCUUCCGAAAGACUCUGAUGGCCGAGCACCUCGGAGUGCUAACGAAGGAAUCGCGGGACAAUUUGGACUGGGACUACACGCUGCUGGACGAUCCGGUCUGCGACGAAUUCUACCACAAUGUGUGGUGCAAGACGGCAGAUAUGAAUAUGGAUCUCUUUGACAAAGUUUUCAGCUGCUUGCCUUCCAAUGAGCUCCAUUCCUUCGCAGACGUCAAAUUAAUGCGGCAGCAUGACCCACUCUUCAUACGCGACUCCGAACAGGCUAAACAACUUGUCAAGGGUAUUCGAGGUCAUCUGGUGCGCUAUCCAGAAGAUUUCCUCCGCGACGAGGACAUUUCUCCGCCACAGGGCUCCAAGGAGAUUGUCGUUCCUGCCAUAGUUUGGACAUGA
Molecule: messenger RNA, 4452 nt
Organism: Mesocestoides corti
Lineage: Eukaryota; Metazoa; Platyhelminthes; Cestoda; Cyclophyllidea; Mesocestoididae
Source: the annotation of a GenBank genome assembly